Messenger RNA from Paramormyrops kingsleyae, 1471 nucleotides. NCBI's taxonomy places the organism in Eukaryota, Metazoa, Chordata, Actinopteri, Osteoglossiformes, Mormyridae. The record is from RefSeq and is a predicted model, not a curated record.
UACAGUUCCCAUAAAAUAUCACGCUUAGAGCUGCGUUCCUAGUUCCGUAUCACCACCACCGCGGCGGCUACAUCUUGGUCAGGAGAUGGACUCGUCAAAAGCGCGCCGCACCCUGGUCGUCUCCGGCGUCCCGGACGCGCUGCCCCCCAGUAGGAUGGCAGACAAGCUGGUCAUUCACUUCCAGCGCUCCAAGAAUCUCGGGGGUGACGUGCAGCAUGUCCAGUAUCCCACCAAUCUUAAGGGUGUCGCGUUUGUUACAUUUGACGGAAUUCAAGAUUUUUAGGGCUUCUGUCUGUCCCCCCCUUUACUGCAACCCUGCCUGUUCAUAUGAAAGAUGCUGAGAGGGUAUUGAAGGUGGAUCAUGUAUUGGAAGACAAGGAGUUUCCUGAUGCAUAUCCAGUCACUGUGUUCAGGUUCAGUGAGGAUGUUUUCUUGUUUUUCCGUGCUGAAGUUGACCUUUCCAUGUUUGGUGACCUAAAUGGACUAAUCCAGGAGCUAAAGGACAGUCACAGAUCGGUGAGAUUCUCCUUACUGAUGUCUAAGAGAGCAGCCGUAGUUGAAGGACCCUUCAAGGCGAUGAAGAAGCUGAGGGAAGACCUCAUAACACGAAUGCAGAGCACGGGGUACAGGAGCAGAGAGUCAGGUGCAGGGAGAUGCGUGGUUUCAGUGGUGGGUGGACUUCAGGAGGAUUCGACUUGGGUGGACACAAACGUCUUCAAGUAUAUCUGGAAAUUUCAGCAUCGAAAACUGGAUCGGUGUUUUCAGAAGUAUGCGGUGGAGAUUGAGACACAAAAACAAGGUGACCUCACCCAGAUUAUAUUAAGUGGGACCGAGCACUCAUUGAUAAUGAGCGCCAGGUCAGAAUUGGAGCAGCUGGUGGCCACCUGGAUGUCCGACUUAAGAACACAGAAGAUAGACUAUGGCAGCUUGGACAGGCACCAGAGGGAAAGGCUGUUGGGCUUUUGCAAGGACGCCAGUCUGCAGCACCCUGAUGUUCUGUUUGUGUCCAUGGAGACGUGCAUCGAGGUCGUCGGCCCCUCUGCAUCCAGCUACAAUUUCUGUAAGGAGGUGGAGGGCAUGAUGUGCGACACCAAUAAGCAGCCCUCCAAGAACGCAUAUCUCUCAUAAUGGGUUCUGGUAACUUGCAGCAAGAAGCUGGAAAGCAGACUCAGAAUUUUGGGAAAUAAGGUUUUGUGCCUGAAAUGUGUAUUCCUGAUUUUGUAGUGGUGGUAUGUGAAUUUUCACUGAAAAAUCAGAAUAUUUAUUUUUAAACACUAGAUUAGUUGUUCAAGAAAACAGUCUGCAUGUUUAUAGCUAUAGUUUAGACAUGGAACUAUUUAUUGAUGUCUAUAAAAGUAGCACAUGAAAUUAUAUUGAAAUUUUUGUUUCUAGUAAACUGUGAUAUGUUGCAAUGGUGGAAGGGCCUAUUCUUUUAUCGUCAAUCUUUUUUCAUAAUAAAUUAAUAUUAAUA